AGAGUACUAUUGAAAUGCAUUGUUAAGAAAAAUUUUCAACACACCAAUGUGUCAUUUCCUUUCUUCAUGGACCAGAUGCUGAAAUACUAUGUGAUAAAGAUUUUAGGUCUCAAUUGUAAAGAGAGGGAAGUGGAUAAAUCAGUGCUGCCGUCUUUAGGACAAACGAAGUAUGGAACCGUGGGAUAGGUUUCCCGAUCACCAGGAUGAUGCUGAUAGCUGCUCAGAAUCUGUGAAGUUCGACGCCCGCUCCAUGACAGCCUUGCUUCCUCUGAAUCCUAAAAAUGGUCCUACCCUUCAAGAGAAACUGAAGUCUCUCAAAGCUGCACUGAUUGCCCUUUAUCUCCUUGUGUUUGUAGUUCUCGUGCCUAUCAUCGGGAUAAUGGCAGCACAAGUCCUGAAGUGGGAAAUGAAGAAUUGCACAGUUGGUUCAAUUAAUGCAAACGAUAUGUCUCAAAGUCUCGCAGGAAAAGCAAAUGACAGUGAAGAAGAAAUGAGAUUUCGAGAAGCUGUAAUGGAACAAAUGAACAACAUGGAGAAGAGAAUCCAAUUUAUUUCAGAUACAGAAGCCAAUCUCAUAGAUUCAGAGCAUUUCCAAAAUUUUAGUCUGGUGACUGAUCAAAGAUUCAAUGAUGUUCUUCUCCAGCUGAGCACCUUGGUUUCCUCAGUUCAGGGACAUGGAAACGCAAUAGAUGAAAUCUCCAAGUCAUUAAUCAGUCUGAAUAUCACAUUGCUUGAUUUGCAGCUCAAUAUUCAAACACUGAAUGGCAAAGUCCAAGAGAAUACAUUUAAACAUCAAGAGGACAUGAGUAGAUUAGAGGAGCGUGUGUACAAUGCAACGGCAGAAAUUAUGUCUAUGAAAGAAAAACAAGUGAAUUUGGAACAGGAAAUAAAAGGAGAAGUGAAACUACUGAAUAAUAUCACUAAUGAUCUCAGACUGAAAGAUUGGGAACACUCUCAGACGUUGAAAAAUAUCACUUUAAUUCAAGGUCCUCCUGGACGCCCAGGUGAAAAAGGAGAGAGGGGUCCUGCUGGAGAAAGUGGUCCACGAGGCAUUCCAGGUGCAAUAGGUCCUCCAGGUCCCAAAGGUGAUCGGGGAGCAAUUGGCUUUCCUGGAAGCCGAGGAUUCCCAGGACCAAUGGGGAAGACCGGGAGGACAGGAAAUCCUGGACCCAAAGGCCAGAAGGGGGAAAAAGGGAGCGGAAGCAUGCUAAGACCAGUGCAACUCCCGGAUCAUAUUUGGGCAGGGCCCUUUUAAGAUCAGGCAGGUUGGGCAAGACACCCUCUGCUACCAUCUCAUUAAAAGGCCCCUCACCUCCGGACAAAUCAUCCGCACAACUGACUCCAAGAUCCCUUUGUGUGGCUCCUUCAAAUGACUCUGGUUCCUGUGUCGUACCCAGCUUCCACAUGGCUUUCUCUCCGGGUCUUUUGUGCUGUUUGGACCUCUGUUCCUAUGCUCAGACCUCUUCCCACUCCAGUAACCCACCAUCACCACCAUCUGCUGGCACCCUUAGCUGGGUCACCUCCCAUGUACUGACUGGCAAGCUGCUCCUACCAGUUCUCAGAGCAAGACCAGGAGCCCUCUGCUCCCCACUCAUCUGAUGUCUUACUGAACCCAAUUUAACCCACUGGGUUCUAGGAGACAUCUCAUGGAUAUUGAUUAUAUUUGGGUUCUUUACAUUCAAAAACAAUACUCUCAAUAAGUGAUAGGGAUAACGUAAAAGAAAAUUCGUUCAUUCAUUCAUUCACUCUGCACAUGUUCAUUGUGUGCCUCCUGGAGCUGAACAUAACAGCUAAUAAGAUAACUAUUGUCUCUGGCCCUCAUAGAGCUAAUAGUCCCUGAAAGCCUAGACAUGGAAACAGGUGAUUAUACAAUACAACAGAGCUAUACUGGGGGAGGAACAGUGCUCUACAGGUGUUCAGAGGAGAUCAAGAUUAUUAAAUUCUUUAAAAUAUUAAAAAAUAUUGAUUUUGAUUCGCUUAGUUUACCUUCUUAUCUGCUUACUCUACAAUUAUACCACCCUCCCCCCCACCCCGUUUUCCCCCAAGUUUAUAGUGAGGUAAAGUAGAGCUUGAACAGUUCAUUCAACACAUUUAGACCAAAACACAGAACUUACUUCCUUCAAUUACCUGGCAAUUUCAAGAAAAUAUUUUGAUUGUGAAAAAAUAAUGCUGAAGUUUUCUAUUGCAAAAAGCUCUUUUGUAUUUUAUGCUUUAAGUAUCUAGUAUAGAUCCUGAAGAUAAGGAAAUAUUUCCAUAGAACUGGAAAUAUUUUAUGUAGGUGAAGAAAGGGAUAAAAAAGAGGGGAAAGAAAAGAUAAGAAAAGGCAGACUGAAACAAGGAAUAGGAAAAAUAUAGGCUAUCAUGUUGUUUUUGAAGUUCUUUCUGUUUAUUAGCAGAUGACGUUUUCACACCUCUCAUUUUCUUCACGGUUUACAAAUAGUCGCAGGCGUCCCAGUCUUGAAUUUCUGGUAGAAUUUGAGCGUGUCCAUGGGUCCCUCAGCCCUUCCAUUCCCUCUCCUGGGAAAAGCGUUUCAUGACACCUACCUCACAGGGUUGUUGUGAGGGUCACGUGAGAUACUGUGUGUGUGAAGAUGCCCUGUAAAAUCAUAAAGUGCUUUAAACACACAA
Molecule: messenger RNA, 2628 nt
Organism: Neofelis nebulosa (Clouded leopard)
Lineage: Eukaryota; Metazoa; Chordata; Mammalia; Carnivora; Felidae
Gene: MSR1
Product: macrophage scavenger receptor 1
Exons: 9
Coding region: 170-1255 (361 amino acids)
Biological process (GO): receptor-mediated endocytosis
Cellular component (GO): membrane
Molecular function (GO): scavenger receptor activity
Source: RefSeq, a predicted model, not a curated record